AUGGCAAAUAUAACUACAUAUAUCCGGCCCGGCUCGCGAGCAAUGAGAUACUUUUGCAGUACAUGUGGCUGCCAAAUUGGCGGUGAGGAUGGUGGAUGGGUGAUCUCAACAUCUAUCUUCGACGCCAACCGCGAUGAUACGGGGAUCUGGGAUAUCAAAAAACAUAUAUAUACCGAGUCUACGCUGGAUGGCGGGUUAGCGGAGUGGUUACCACGAACUGGGAAGAAGGAGAUGGCAGUAUGGAAUCCACCAGACGACGCAAUCGAUCAUCGACCAGGUGAAGUUGAUGGAAAACUACUCGCGCAAUGCGACUGCGGAGGUGUAUCAUUCCAAUUCUCCCGCCCGACACAAGAAAUCCUCGAUGACCCAGAGAUAAGACGCAAGUGGGUAUCCCCCGUCGAUAAGUCGAAAUGGAUCGCCUGUCUAGAUGCCUGCGAUACGUGCCGACUUACAGACGGGGCUCAUGUGAUUGCCUGGACGUUUAUUCCGAAGAGACUCAUCACGCCGGCGAUUCCGGAUGAUCUCCUCAUCGGUCCGUCCAAAGCCUACGUCUCCAGCAGAGGAGUGCGGAGAACAUUUUGCGGUACUUGCGGUGCGACCGUCUUUUACGACUGCGAUGGACGGGAGGACAUUGUGGACGUGGCGGUAGGACUUCUCCGGGCGCCCGAAGGUGUCAAAGCGGAGAAUUGGCUGACGUGGAGGACGAAGCGAAUGGCCUUUUCGGAGGAUGGUAUGCGCUAUGAUCCUGUGUUGACUGAGUCGCUUCGUCGAGGAUUCGAGGAGUGGGGGAAGCGUAAGCAUGGAGGCUUACUUGACAUUAUCAUGGGAUAG
This is a messenger RNA of Aspergillus thermomutatus, 831 nucleotides long. RefSeq lists its product as uncharacterized. Gene Ontology annotation, molecular function: carbon-sulfur lyase activity. NCBI's taxonomy places the organism in Eukaryota, Fungi, Ascomycota, Eurotiomycetes, Eurotiales, Aspergillaceae. The coding region runs from base 1 to 831 and encodes 276 amino acids. The transcript has a single exon. The record is from RefSeq and is a predicted model, not a curated record.